Messenger RNA from Thelazia callipaeda (thelaziosis nematode), 579 nucleotides. Lineage: Eukaryota; Metazoa; Nematoda; Chromadorea; Rhabditida; Thelaziidae. The record is from the annotation of a GenBank genome assembly.
AUGAAUACUACUGAUAUUUUCAAGCUCUUAAAUACGCUAAAUGAUCUCAAACACUUGAAAAGGACUGGAUGGGUGAAAUUCAAUUUAUGUAAUGAGCAUCUCAAAAUUAAUAAACCAGAAACGGUAGCUAGCCAUAUGUACCGUAUGGCAAUGUUUGCAAUGGUUUUAGAUGACAAGACAUGCGAUCAAAUAAAGUGUAUUAAGAUGGCAUUAGUACAUGACUUAGGUGAAGCAAUUAUAGGUGAUAUCACCCCCCAUUGUGGAGUUUCAUCUACUGAAAAGCAUCGAUUGGAGAAAGAUGCUAUGGAGCAAAUUUCGAAGAUGGUGCCAUUAUCAGUAGGCUCAGAUUGGUAUUCUCUGUGGCAAGAAUAUGAAGAACGUCAGACAAAAGAAGCAAUAAUUGUAAAGCAUUUAGAUGAAUUUGACAUGGUUGCUCAAGCUUUUCAUUAUGAGCAAAAAUAUGAGAUGGAAGAGUUUUUUGAAGCAACACGAAAUUCAUUCACUUUAGAACCAUUCGUAUCUUGGAUCGAAGAAUUGCGUAAAAAAAGAUGUUUAUUAAAAAACUCAGUUCAGCAUUAA